AUGCAAAACUUACCUCAACUCCAUUCCAAGUUCUACUUGUGUAUCCCAACUCCAAAUAUCUUCUUGUUGGCCAAUGUUAUUGGGAAUACGGAGAUAUCACAAGAAAAUCUUCUGCGAAGAUUCGCAGCAUACCCAAUCGUGGCGGCAUACAACCAGCCUUAUCUUGCGCCAGGAUUCGAUCUGGAAUAUCAAUAUCUUCAAUCGAACCCCUCACCAAUAUAUUCGGGAUCUACCAGUACCACAUCGGACUUGUCUAUCAUUGGCGAUCAACGAUACGCUCCCCCAACUUACCCUAUCUGCGACAACAGUCCUAGACCUACAAAACGUCAAAAGAUUAAUGGAAAGCCUAAGCAGAUUAAAGUUCGAGCGAAGAUAGAUAAUCAGAUGCCCGGAAAUGAUGGGUCUUCCGCAACUGCUGCGGAGGCUUCAACGACCGCUGCAAAUAAACCAAAACGAGUGCGAACGGGAUGUUUGACAUGCAGAGAAAGACACUUGAAAUGUGAUGAGGGUUUGCCAAAUUGUCUGAAUUGCCGGAAAUCUAGUAGGGAAUGCAAAAGAGGGGUGCGAUUAAAUUUUAUCGAUACCCAGAUCAAAUCACCACCAAUGAUCCCUCCUACAGCAGAUUGGUCAGUUCAAUUCCAAGAUGAAUCCCGCGAAAUCGCUUCAGAAUACAAGGGCGGCUUGAGUCGAUAUGCGCACAUCGAACAAACGGUUACGCCCCCUCGAGACCUGCCCACCGAAUAUCCUAUGCGAUCUGUGGUUGUUGAUCAUAUGAUGCCAGGGAAUGCCCUUCCGCCAAUACAGACUGCUGGUACUUUUAUGGAAAAUAAUCUUGGGGUUAAGCAAGAGAUGGCACAUUCUUCACAUUCUAGGCACACAAGUAGACAUUUAUCUCACGCUGGUAGUGAGAGUUCUGGUUAUUUGACUGCGCCGACUGCAUACACUGCGUCGGAACAAAUUAUCACGCCACCCAACGAAAGGCGGGAUUAUCUUACUACGCCCGAAGAAGUUCUGUAUAUGCAAGUUUUCGUUGAGGAAGUUGGAUUAUGGAUGGAUAGUAUGGACCCGAUGAAACACUUCUCCAGGAUAUUACCGUUCCAUUCUCUAGGAGAACCCAUGCUUCUCAAUGCUUUCCUAGCAUGUGGAGCUCGACAUUUGACUCUUGUCAAUCCUGUUUACCAGGAGGACAAGGCAUUAUAUUAUUAUGAUACAGCUACUACUCAAUUGUUGCGAUCGUUACAGAAUCCCGAUCGAGAUACUGUCAUCUGUGCGACUACAGCUGUCAUUCUUAACGUUUAUGAGAUCAUGUCCGAAAGAGCGAUGCAACGUAUGAACCACAUUGCCGGAGCACGAGCUUUGAUUAAGGAAUGUGGAUGGAAUGCACGAAGUACUGGUGUAGGGGCCGCAUGCUUUUGGCUUAAUGUUGGUAUGGAGUUGCUCAGUUGUCUGCAUUUUAAUUGGCAAGUAGCCUGGGAACCGGAUCAAUGGGGAGUUGAUAUGGACUUUUCACGGGAAUUGGAAGCUGGACGAGAGGAAGUCUGGGUUCAUCGAAUGCUAUACAUUGUUGGUAAAAUCGCAAACUUCCGGGCGUCAAUUCCACGGUUUCAGGAGGCAUCACCACACGACGAACAAAUUCGAAUGCAAUCUAGGUAUGCGGAGUGGCAAAAAUUAAAGAAUCUUUGUGAUAGCUGGAAUACUAGCAUACCUCGGACCAUGCACCCGAUGGCUUAUUUGUAUCCGUCACAAACCACUUCAAGCUCCGCCUUCCCAGAAGUCUGGCUUCUUAAACGUGCCACAAUCGUUGGUAGAUUGUUCUACCACACAGCGAUGUGCCUUCUCCCUCAAAUCAAUCCGCUGUUGAGCCCAGAAAAUGCGGAAAUGCAUGAUAUGCAGCAAGACCAUUCUCGUUCCAUAUGUGGCAUUGUAGCACACGUUAAGGACAGGGGAGUAGCUAGUGUCGCGCUUCGCUCUCUAGCUAUCGCUGCCGAAUGUUUAGUCGUUCGUCGCGAACAAGAAGAAGUACUCACCAUAUUCGAAAAAAUUCGAAAAGAGACGGGAUGGAGAGUUGGAUUCUUACACAAAGAACUCAAAACGAAGUGGGGUUGGCCAGAUGAAACAACACAACAGCAACCGAUAAUGCCACAAGCGAAUUCUUUAUCACAGUUUUUCCCUUCUAAUACGCCAGCACCAACGUCAAAUGUACCACCUGCACCAGCAAGACCGUCCAUUCCAAGCGGUAUCUUGAAUCCUCUUCUAAAAACUGCGGACUUCUCCUUACCGAAUCAUCCAUACCAACAACAUUAUCAACCACCAAACACAACAAAUCAAUUUACUCAUACAUAUCUAUAA
Molecule: messenger RNA, 2349 nt
Organism: Botrytis byssoidea
Lineage: Eukaryota; Fungi; Ascomycota; Leotiomycetes; Helotiales; Sclerotiniaceae
Exons: 4
Coding region: 1-2349 (782 amino acids)
Biological process (GO): positive regulation of transcription by RNA polymerase II
Cellular component (GO): nucleus
Molecular function (GO): transcription cis-regulatory region binding; DNA-binding transcription factor activity, RNA polymerase II-specific; zinc ion binding
Source: RefSeq, a predicted model, not a curated record